GCAUUCAGUGUGCCGGCGCUCACCCAGAUAGCAACACAACACAGAGAGCCAGCUGACGAUCUGACAGACAUGAACGACAUCAAGCUCGCCCUGCUGGGAAGCCAGGGGGCUGGGAAGUCAGCUGUCCUUGUGCGGUUCCUGACCAGACGCUUCAUCGGUGAAUACGCCUCCAACGCCAAUUCCUUGUACCAUAAAAGGCUUUCGAUCGAUGGCAGGCAGCUGAAUCUGGAGGUUUUUGACCCCUGCUCUCAGAGCUCAGAGGCCAGGUGCAUACUGGAGGAGCCGGUGGACUGGGCGGAUGGCUUCGUGGUGGUGUACAACAUCAGCGACCGCACUUCCUUCAUCAACGCCAAGAACAUCCUGCGGCAGAUCCGGGAGGCGCGCGUGGAAAACUGCAAAGGGGAGGUGGAGGUUCCUGUGUGUCUGGUGGGGAACAAGCAGGAUCUGUGUCACGCCCGGCAGGUGCGUGAGGACGAGGGCCGCUGCCUGGCUCAGGAGAACCGCUGCCACUUCCAGGAGGUCUCAGCGGCCGAGAGCUACCAGGACAUCGCCAACCUGUUCACCCAACUCAUCCGCCAGGUGAUGGAGCACCUCAAGUACAGAGCUGACCGACGGCGCUACAGCGGCUCCAAGUCCAUGGCCAAGCUCAUCAACAAUGUGUUUGGCAAGAGGAGGAAGUCCGUGUGAGUCAGCUGGAGGGACUGGGACGUUGAGUGUGGACCCGUGUUAAAGGGAACUGGCUCUGGAAACUGUUGUACGGAAGCCGAGUGAGAAAAAAAGAUUUCUGAAUCUGAUCUAAAACGUUUUCUCUCCUGUGGUUCUGACUUGUGAACAGGGGAAGAAAGGAUUUGCCAGGAUACAUUUUAAAAUAUUAAAACAAAAUAUUAAACGUGUUGUUGUUGUAAUUCUCAUUUCGGCCACAAGAGGCUGAAGUGCACAUCUAUUCAAUGUUAUAAAUAGGACUAUAGGCACGUUUUCUUCCAGGUGAGUUUUAAUGUCCAUGCACUUUAAACACAAUGAAUAUAUAUUGAUAUGAUUACAAUUCAUUUAUAGUCAAAAGAUAAGAUUUAGUUUGUCAGGAUCAUUUAAGUGUUUGUUGUUGUAAUACUCAUUUUGUCCACAAGGGGCUGAAGUGCAGCCUUGGAUUUCCCCUUUCGUCUGUUUUUUAAUUUUUAGACAGUCAUUUUAUUAUUCUUUCUCUUGAUAUAUAUAUAAAUUGAUUACAUAACUUGCUAACAACACAAUAUACUGUAUGCACCUUGUGUCGGGAGAGUAGUAACCUCUAGUAACAGCAACACAUUAUCUUAGAAACAACUCAUUUAUUUCUAAUUAUCCUGGCAAAAAUGGUUUGUUUUUUAACUUAUUCAGGUUAAUUAGAGCUUUUCUCUGGUAGAGGUUGAGAAGAGAGAUGCUGGUAAUCAUGUGAGGUCAUUAAUGUACCAAUUAGAAAAUAAGAAAAGGGUAAAUUGUCCCACCCAGGUGAGAGAAAUGUCAAUCAAGCUGUACAUAUGUAGCAAUACUAUGCUUUAAUACGGCCUAACACUAUCAACAUGAUGAAUGACAUCUGUAAAACUCAUUUUAAUCAAUAAGAUCGUGAAUGAUCAGAUGUUCACUACUUGAUACAGACACAGUUUGUUUCACAUGACAACUGGUGUCGGACGGGAAGCUGUGAUUGGCUGUGAUUGGCUGUGAUUGGCUGUGAUUGGCUGUGAUUGGCUGUAAUCAGCGUCUCCUGUUUAUCUUCAACUCAAAUCACAACAUGGAGGAAUGAAAGUCUGAUGAGCUGUUGAUGAGCUCGUGACGGGGAAAUGUUUUCUCUUUUAUUCAGAUGACGUUUUCUCUGAAUGAAAGAGAAAGAAAAUGCAUUAUUUUUCUAAUCAUUUAAGCAAAUAUACCGUUAAUGUUAAACGUUCUGUAUUUUUAAUGAGGGGAACAUGUGUGUUAUGUUCAUUUUACAUUUUGUAAUUCUUUGGAAGCCAUAUUGUUUGUUCAUAGUUGAUUACUAUAUUAUAUAUAACUUAUAUGGUAUAUCAUUUAAUAUACAUAUAGUGUGUAUGUUAAUUAGUACA
Molecule: messenger RNA, 2069 nt
Organism: Cottoperca gobio
Lineage: Eukaryota; Metazoa; Chordata; Actinopteri; Perciformes; Bovichtidae
Gene: rerglb
Product: RERG/RAS-like b
Exons: 5
Coding region: 70-687 (205 amino acids)
Molecular function (GO): GTPase activity; GTP binding
Source: RefSeq, a predicted model, not a curated record